Messenger RNA from Formica exsecta, 975 nucleotides. Its product is annotated as cytochrome c oxidase assembly factor 5. The record is from RefSeq and is a predicted model, not a curated record. NCBI's taxonomy places the organism in Eukaryota, Metazoa, Arthropoda, Insecta, Hymenoptera, Formicidae. The transcript has 3 exons. Bases 453 to 704 code for a protein of 83 amino acids. Gene Ontology annotation, cellular component: mitochondrion. Gene Ontology annotation, biological process: mitochondrial respiratory chain complex IV assembly.
UAACUGCAAGUUUUACACAAGUUGUAAAUUAUAAAAAACCUUUAUAUUUUGUAAUGUGAUCUAAAAAUUUUUUUGAUUAAUGUAGACAUUUACAUGUUCCAAAAAAUCUUUUUUAUUUUUUAAAUAUUCCUAACAUAUUAAAAAAAUAACACUUUAAUAAUAGGUUAGAUAUGUUUAUGUCCAUAGAGUUCACUGUCCGUCAGUCCGUCCACACACUGGGCUGCGUUCGAAAACACCACUCGUAUGCACACGAACGUUGUUCUAUCUUUGUCCAACUUUUAGUAAAUAACAAAGAUAGAACGACGCUCGGGUGCAUACGGAUAUGGGAUACGAGAUACGGAUGAUGUUUUCGAACGCAGCCUCUUCAGAGUUUCAGAGUCUCGGUCGUAGUUGUAGGUGCACAUUUCAAAUUAUAUUGAGUCAAGUAGUUGAAGAGUGUUUUGCUAUUCAAAAUGAUGCAAUUUGAAGAAGAAGGCGAAACGUUGAAAGACAAGUCUCGCUGUGCAAACAUUCGCGCUGAUUUAAAAAUGUGUUUGCUCCAAAGUAACUGUUGCAAAAUUUACAAGCGUACUCCUAGAGAAUGCCUUAGGACACACGAUGGCUCAGUACCCGACGAAUGCUUUGCCUUACGAAAUACAUUCUUUGAAUGUAAACAUUCUAUAAUUGAUGGCAGAAGGCGGUUUAGGGGUCCCAAAGGAUAUUAAUUAUCUAGUAAUAUGUAUAUUUAUGUAUAUAUUUAUAUAUAAUUUAUUAUAUGUAUAUAAUUACAUACAUAUAAUUUAACUAUUAAUAAAUAAUUGUUUUUCUUUGGCAUAAUUUAGGGAAAAAUAUCUAUAUAAAUAUGAACAGAUAAGAAAAUGCUGGUGUAACUUAUUAAUGAGAAAGGGGAAAUGAACCAUAAUGUUAGAAGUGAUUUAUUAUUAUCUGUUAUAUUCGUUGUGUAUACAUGAUUUAAUAAAUCUAUCGUACAGAGUA